GCGUGACGCUGCGUAACGGGCCGCGAGGCUGGGGGCGGAGGGGUAGAGAGUCCGGCGCUUUAUCUGCGUUUGCGGCGGGGCUGGCUGCAGUGCGGGCUUCGACACCUGGAGAGUUGCCAGCAGCUGACCUUCCUGCCCCCAGCGCUGUGACGGCUUCGCGGCCCUGCCCGCCUGGCUGAGGUCCCCGCUGCUGGGCUCCAGAUAGCACAAUGGUAGGCGAAGACAUGUCUCUAAGAAAACGGCUCUCAAAGUCCAGGGAGAGUCCAGAAGAAAAGGAGGACCAGGGGAACCCUACGCAGCAGUCCCCAGAGACACCUACAAAUGGCAGGGUUGACAUAAAGCAGCUGAUAGCAAAGAAGAAACAGUUGACGGCAGAGGCAGAGGAGUUAAAGCCAUAUUUUAUGAAGGAAGUUGGCACUCACUUUGACGAUUUUGUGACCAGUCUCAUUGAAAAAUCAGCAUCAUUGGACAGUGGUGGAUGUGCUCUCACAAGCUUUUCUGUUCUUGAGGGAGAGAACAACUACAGAGCUAAAGAUCUGAGAGCACCUCCAGAACAUGGAAAGAUUUUUGUUUCAAGGCGAUCCCUCUUAGACGAGCUGUUUGAGGUGGACCACAUCAGAACAAUAUAUCACAUGUUCAUUGCCCUCCUCAUUCUCUUCGCCCUCAGCACACUUGUGGUAGAUUACAUUGACGAGGGAAGGCUGGUGCUUGAGUUCAGUCUCAUGUCUUACGCUUUUGGCCAGUUUCCUGUUGUCCUGUCCACGUGGUUGGCCAUGUUCUUGAGUGUGCUCUCAGUGCCCUAUUUCAUCUUCCAGCGCUGGGCCAGGGGCUACAGGGAGAGCGCUCACCCCAUGGUCCACACCCUCUUCCACGGCUUGCUGUUCGUCGCCUUCCAGUUUGCGGUUCUGGGGUUUGGGCCCACAUACGUUGUGUUAGCAUAUAAGCUGCCCCCCGCCUCCCGCUGCAUUGUGAUAUUCGAGCAGAUCCGUUUUAUAAUGAAGGCCCAUUCAUUUUUCAGAGAAAAUGUGCCUCGGGUGCUAAGUUCAGCUAAGGAGAAAUCAAGCACCGUCCCAGUGCCCACGGUCAACCAGUACCUGUACUUCUUGUUCGCGCCCACCCUCAUCUACCGCGACAGCUAUCCCAGGACCCCCACUAUAAGAUGGGGUUAUGUUGUUACGCAGUUUGCACAGGUUUUCGGCUGCUUGUUUUACAUGUACUACAUCUACGAAAGGCUCUGCGCCCCCUUGUUUCGGAACAUCAAGCAGGAGCCCUUCAGCGCUCGUGUUCUGGUCCUCUGUAUAUUUAACUCCAUCUUGCCAGGUGUGCUGUCACAGUUACUUGUUUUUUUUUCCUUUUUGCACUGUUGGCUCAAUGCCUUUGCUGAGAUGUUACGCUUUGGUGACAGAAUGUUUUAUAAGGAUUGGUGGAACUCCACGUCCUACGCCAACUACUACAGGACCUGGAACGUGGUGGUGCAUGACUGGCUGUACUACUACGCCUACAAGGACUUCCUCUGGUUAUUCAGUAAGAGAUUCAAGUCUGCUGCCAUGUUAGCUGUCUUUGCCGUGUCUGCUGUGGUGCACGAAUAUAUUCUGGCUGUCUGCUUGAACUUCUUCUACCCAGUGCUCUUUGUGCUCUUCAUGUUCUUCGGAAUGACGUUCAACUUCAUCGCCAACGAUAGCCGGAAAAGGCCGAUUUGGAACGUCAUGAUGUGGACGUCCCUUUUUGCGGGCCAGGGAGUCCUCCUGUGCUCUUAUUCUCAAGAGUGGUAUGCGCGUCAGCACUGUCCUCUGAAAAACCCAACAUUUUUGGAUUACAUCCGGCCACGCUCCUGGACUUGCCGUUACGAAUUUUAGAAGCUUGGACUUGGUUCAUUCCUUGACACCGAAGGUCGGAUAUUCUGCCUGAUUUGGGGCCAGCGUCUCUUUCCAGCGGCUCCCGAGGAAGUGCUUUGUUAUUUGGGCCACUCCAGCCUUGACGGAUGGCUCGCUCCGUUCCUGCGUCAUCUGAAGCUGAGCUGUUGGACGCUUACUGGAACUGUGUACACUUAAGCAGUACUUUGGGGGGUUGGGGGAGAAGGGAGCCUUAUAACUAACGUGAUGACAGAUUUUUGCUGGGUCUUAUUAGCUUAAGCCUCAGAAAUGAUAUCUGUGUUGUUUCGUGACUAUCUAAUUAGAGACUAAACAUCAUGUUUUCUUGGCCGCUGAAUUAGCCAAAACACUUAUGAAGAAAUCAUUGAAAUACCUCUGGCUUAGAAAUUUUUUCAUGCACACUGUUAGAAUGCAUGUUGUUUAAGCAUGCAAUUGGGAAAGAAGAGAAAAUUUGGAACGUUUUGCUAUUUCCAGUAGAAAGAGAGAAAAUACCUACUUUCUAAAGAUAAUCUUAUUAUACAUCCUAUUUUUUUUUUUUUUUUUUUGAGUUUGGCUCUAUCCCAGUCUUCUUUUCACUAAACAGUGUAGGUCAUGGUUUCUGUGAAGCAAACUUUUACCUUUCACCUCAAAUUCUCUUCGAUUUCAUGAUAGUUAUACCUUGACGUGAGCAGAAGUAGGAAGGGAAAGAGAAAGAAGGCACAGGACAAAAAAAAUGUCUUUUUAUAACUUUAAAAGUAAUUUUUAGAAAAGACUUGCGGAGCCAAUCAUGUGUUUAAAUUCAUCACAGAACUUAGGUGGAAAAUAAUUUUUAAAAACUAAAAGGUCAUAACUUUAAAGUUAUUUAGAAAUAUCCUUUGGUACAGUUAUUUCAUUGUCUAAUUAAUACUGACUUGAAUUAUUUUGCAGGCUAGUCAGUCUGUAACAGAAGUAUUAAUCGCCUCCAUUAAUAUUAUAUUGAUUAUUAAAGAUCCAGAAGCUGGCUUCUGUAUUUGCUCAAUUAUUAUACUUUUAAUGGUAGUAGGGUGUAGGUGAAACAAAUUAUACUGUGUGAUCAUUUCCAAGAACAUGUGUUCUAUUGUCUGGUGUUCCCGUGUUAUGAGACAGAUACCCAUUGCUAAUACUGAGUGGUGUGGCAGGAUGAUUUUGUGUGUGUCUGAGGUGUGGUUUUGUCAGUAAAGACUGAGCAUUGCAAAGAAUAUCAGAGACCUUGUAUGUGGUUCAACUCUCCACCCAAAGAAGUAAGACUUACAGAUUAUUCAAGAGACGAUCGUUCACUGGAGCAGCCAGUUUGGCGGGCUCUCCUGGUAUUCUAGCAGGCCUACUGCUGACCAGAAACUUUUGGAAGUCUUUUCCGAGUUAUUUCAGAGAUAGUUGGAGUCUCACAAGAAGUUAAGAAGAGUUUCUUAAUAGUCACAACUUAAUUUGUACUCCAAGUAACCCACUUCAGUCACCUAUUUUAUUCCCAGUGCCUUUGGUCCAAAUGAAAUUAGGCAGUUUUUAAACAUCAAAUCCAAUUUGAAUAGAUGAAAGUGUACCUCAAAGGAGGUUAUCUUUGAGCAGGUUCCACUAAGUGUCUGGCGAGUAGUCUUGUGAUUGUUAUGGAAGCAUAACCCCCAAACAAGACUGCUUUAGUAUUGCUUCUGAUUUCUGGUGAUUUGAUUAACAAUUAAAAUGAGUCAACCACUGAAAUUUAUAACUGCAUUUAAAUUGUAAUGAGGGAGCUGAGAAAACGAGGUCGGUGGAAGACUUGGGUGUGAAUGAGCCAGUGCACCGAGCGAGAGAACGGGAUUCUUCCGUCUGUGUCUGUGUGAAGCACAGCGGAGUCCAUGCAGCAGCUCACUCACUGAGCGGGCUGGUCGCGCCCGACUGACUCCGAACACUGUGUUUGUUGGGCUGGUCGCGGCUAUUUAAAAAAAAACAAAAACACAAAAACUUGUUUUCCUUUUGUGUAUUAGUGGUUUUUUUUUUCUGCUCAAAACCUCCAGAAAGAUUUUUAUGUGACAGAUAAUAAUUGUAUAAUCAGAGACUCUUUAGAAUGAUAAGACUUCCCCAAGAAACUUUCAGGAACACUCAAAGGAACAGCCACCUUGUGGGAAAGAAACUAGUCUGGUAGCUGUGGUCUUAUCAUUAGCUGCUUUUAGCAGAAGUCUUUAAACAAAGAAAUUAAAACUACUUACUAGUGUAUUUUGGGACGAUUUAUUGUCUCCCACCCCCCCACCCUGCUAAAAUUAUUUUCAGUUACUGGAUGAUACCUUUUUCCUUUGAAAAGUAGUAAGUUUAAAUUUUCUUUCCUGUGAGAAAUAUUAAGGAUAGUAACUAUUUUUAGAGUGUUAUCCAAGAGAACAACUAAGAUCUCUGAUUUUGCCAUAAAUUUGUUAGAUGUUUUUAUUCUCAAGGAAAAGGAGAAUAAAAUUAUUAGUGAAGGAAAAUGGAAUUUUUUUGGUUUUUGGUGGAUUCAUCUACUGUGAUUGCCUCAUGUUAGAAUUUAAUUAGAAAACUAAGGCUGUUUUUAACCUGUUGGUAACCACAACAUUUGAAAGCAAAAGGAGUGAGGAAAUUAUUUUUCCUUGUUUAAUUGUUGCAGGGUAAAAGAGGACGACCUUAGCAGGUUCAAGUGCAGUGAGUAAAUGUCCUAUGUUUGCAAACAGAUUAUGUUGUAGAAUUGACUCAUUUAGUAUAGGCAAUUUUAAUCAUAAUACCAAAAUCAUAUUGCCUGGAAAAUUGAAUCCUGAAGUCUUAUAGAAAACAUAAUAGAAAUACCAUGUGUUCAUGUGAGUUAUGUAACCUAAAAAGAUACCAUUUAUGAAUUGUUGUUGAAGUCUUUUAUGCAAGGAGAUAACCUUUGUUUUGUGUGGUCAUAAGUAAUUCUGAGUAAAGGUCAUUAUUUUGUGUGAUGAAAAGAAAUGAAGGUAAACACAUGUAACUGUACAAGCCCAGUGGUCUAAACAAUUAAAAGAAAAUUGUCACACUUCAGCCGCUCCCGGUCCAGGUGGAGAUGGGGGUGCUGGAGCCCGCUGUGUUUGUGUACCCGUUUUCCCCUUCCCCCCACCAGAAAACCAGUGGGUGCGGGGAGAAGAGAGUACACCCAGGCUUUUGUGUAGGGCAGCCCCAUACUGCCUAGUAUGUGCCCUUGAGUGAAGUUGCUUUCAUUGACCAGAGCCACAGCUUUCCUCAUCUGCAAAAUGGAAUAAUAACUACCUCACAGGGUUGUUGCAAAGUGCAAGCCCUGGCAGAAAUAGGGCCUCAUUAUUUUCUUAUCCUCCAUAAAUUUUAAACCUAAACCCUAUGAUCUCAUUGGAAUCCUUUUAAAAAAGUGAAUGUUUCACCCUGGCAGGUGUGGCUUAUUGGACUGAGCCCCGGCCUGUGAAUCAAAGGGUCUCUGGUUGGAUUCCCAGUCAGGGCACAUGCCUGGGUUGUGGGCCAGGUCCCCAGUAGGGGGUGCUUGAGAGGCAACCACAUAUUGAUGUUUUCUUCUCUUUCUCCUUCCCUUCCCCUCUAUAAAAAUAGAUAAUCUUUAAAAGACAAUGCAUGUUUCAAAUACUGCAAACUUGCAAAAAUAUGUGCUGUGCUUUGCAGACUCUCAGGGUGAUGUGAAUUGGUAUUGCACCCUGACUGAGGUAAUAGGCUCUCUGUAAUGGAACUGACAAGAAUUGCAUGAGCUUGUUAAAGGCUCUCAGCGAUGUUUCCACCUGUCCAGUGUCUCUCCCAGUUCACUGCCCAGCGUUAGGGUAGGGUCCCAAGCCUGUAUAAAGAAGGCAUUUCUGCUCGUACCUAGUCAAGUGUUUAGAACUAGUAUGUAUACGUUUUACUUAAGUUUUAGAAUUUAUGGAGAGGAGAGAAACAAACCAGGCCUUAUUUCUGCCAAUUUAAAGAAUGUGUGUGGUCUUGGAAGGCAGAAGAAAUUUCUUAAUGGAGGAUAGUUCAUAUUAAGUGAUUUGCUUACUAAUCUGCAAAACUUCAUGUAGCUUAUGUAGUUUAUAUCAUACGGUUUAUAUGUAUAUAUGGUCUAUAUAUAUACACCAUUGAAGAACUGUCUUGGACACCGUUUUGUGAAUCUUACCUCUAGGCUUUAUGUUUAUGGCUCAGAAAUCGAAGGAAUGGGGACAUGCUUUGAGGAGUGGUAUACCAAAGCUUAUGUGAGUUAUUUGUGAAGCUUAUACAUUUGGUUAGCUUCCGACAUCACUAAAGCUUAUGUAGUGCUUGGAACCCAGUUUAUAAAGGACGUGAAACGUCUGCACGGCUACUGUGGUUGAAACAGGGAGAGUGGAGCCGUUCUUGCUGGGUUAGUCCAUCCCCUUCCCCACUCAGAGUUCAGUGCCCAGGAAUCAGUAAGUGGUAAAAUUGAUAGGCCAGUAGGAAAGCUGUGCAGUCUGUUUAACCUACUAAAUCCUUAAUAUUAAGUUUAAUUUUUUCCCUGUGAAAUACAGACUUGAAUAGCUACUUUGGAUUUGAGGAAAAGAAAGGGUUAAUUCCAGAAGUAAUAAAAGUUAAAAAAAAAAGUACAGCUGCCUCUCUACUCCUUUUUUCUAAAUGCUCUCUUCUUUAUUUCUACAUCGUUACAUUUACAUUUCUUCAAACAACACGCCCUUUGAGCUAACAGAUACUUCCCUGUGCUUCCCGCUGUUCUUUUGUUUGUUUUAAUGAAGCGGUAGGUGUACUUUCUCUUUGUCUGAAAUAGCUUUGCAACACAAGGCAGUUCCGGCACCCGGCUGUGUGGGGAUGCAGUUUGAGUUCCUGCGUGUCAGGGGCCAGGGCUUGGGUGGGAGGAGAGCUGGAGCCCCCGCGAGGCCCUGCCGCGUGUGCCGGCCAGGCAGCUCCUUCCUGCGUCCGUCCGUCCCCAGCUUGCUUGUGCGUUCAGUCCGCAGUGCUCUGAGAAAGCAGAGGGGUCAGCAGAAUCAGACGGUGGCUUAAAGGUUUUUCUAUAACUAGAGAUGUUUUUUCUGAUUUUUGUUUUCUCAUUUUCCUGAAUUUCUUUUUCCUCCUCCCCUCCAGACCCUGUGUAUCUCGUCACUGGUGCCGUCACUUUGUGUAUACUGAGUCCGGCACAAAUAACGCCCCUCUUUUUUAUCACAAGAUCUUUUAUUACAAAAUCACAAGCACGUAAUUCUGUAACAUAACAAUAUCACACUCAAACCCACUGUAUGGCGUUCUAGGUGAAAUGUUCAAAUUAAAACGAUAAGUUCCCACACCCAUGUUACUACGCUGCCAACCACGCUCAUGCAGGCGUUACUUCUGCCAGACCUUGUACCGUGCAUUGUAUUCACAUUACCUGAAAGUGUUUAAGCUUUAAAAGGUACACAUACACAAGAAGGCAAAAUACUGCAUAUGUGAAGAGAGUGGGAAAUAAAUAGAUUUGGGGGAAAAAAACUGUUUUGUUUUAAAAGUAACUUCAAGUGUAUUCAAUGUUAACUCUGUAUUUAUGUUGACUGUAUAUUGCAUGUUCACCAAUGCAUUUCGUCUAGUAUCAGGCGGUUUAUAUGCCAAAAGUAGCCAGAGAGAAGGCAAGUAACAGACCUUUCUUACCCAGGGUAAUGGAGAGCAGUGUUACAGAUUACAGAGAGGUGACAGGCCCUACUUGUGACUUGACCUGCGCCAAGAAAAGCCGUGACCCCGACUCCCGGGCUUCCUCUUCAUACUGGUCAUUGUUUGUGGCUCUGUUCCUUUUGUCGCUGGCCUUUUCAAACUCGUGAAGGGGUAUUUCUAGAAAUGCACUGCCUACCCCCCUCUAAUGGAUAGAAAUGGUCUUAGGUUUCUAAUAAAAGGUGAAAAUAUGUUG
This is a messenger RNA of Phyllostomus hastatus (greater spear-nosed bat), 7647 nucleotides long. It is a transcript of the gene SOAT1, whose product is annotated as sterol O-acyltransferase 1. The transcript has 16 exons. Gene Ontology annotation, cellular component: endoplasmic reticulum membrane. Gene Ontology annotation, biological process: cholesterol efflux; cholesterol homeostasis; cholesterol metabolic process. The record is from RefSeq and is a predicted model, not a curated record. Gene Ontology annotation, molecular function: cholesterol O-acyltransferase activity; cholesterol binding; fatty-acyl-CoA binding. The coding region runs from base 210 to 1856 and encodes 548 amino acids. Lineage: Eukaryota; Metazoa; Chordata; Mammalia; Chiroptera; Phyllostomidae.